Messenger RNA from Paramacrobiotus metropolitanus, 859 nucleotides. Its product is annotated as cytoplasmic polyadenylation element-binding protein 1-B-like. Gene Ontology annotation, molecular function: mRNA 3'-UTR binding; mRNA regulatory element binding translation repressor activity; translation factor activity, RNA binding. The transcript is spliced from 2 exons. The record is from RefSeq and is a predicted model, not a curated record. Gene Ontology annotation, biological process: negative regulation of cytoplasmic translation. Bases 60 to 557 code for a protein of 165 amino acids. Lineage: Eukaryota; Metazoa; Tardigrada; Eutardigrada; Parachela; Macrobiotidae. Gene Ontology annotation, cellular component: cytoplasm; neuron projection; nucleus.
AGACCGUGCAGAUUAUUCCCUGGCAGGUGAAUAACGCAAAGUGGUCGGAACCGGCAUAUAUGCCGGAAGCGGACUACGGUGCACUGGAACGGACGGUUUUCGUGGGUGGAAUCCAUGGACAGAUCACGGCCGGUUCCCUUGCCCGCAUCAUGGGUCAGACGUUUGGUCCCAUGGAAGCUGUGGAGCUUGACACUGAUAAAUUUCGAUACCCCACUGGAUCGGGGCGAGCGGUCUUCCGGGAUUUGCGAUGUUACAUGACGGCGGUGCUGUUCGGAGCGAUGGAACUGCGCACCGACCGCUUCGCAAAGAUCAUCCAGAUUGAUCCCUUUCUCCACGACAGCGAAUGCAGCGUGUGCUACCGCAAAAGCGGUCCACUGUUCUGCCGCGACCUGGCUUGUUGUCGAUAUUUUUGCCAGGAAUGCUGGGAGUGGGAACACUCCGUGGUUGAACUGCUGAAAGGUCACCAACCGAUGAUGCGACUGACAUCACGUGCCGUUGGCAAGAUCGGUGACCAGGAAAAGCCAACGCUGCAGCAGCUAUGCGGGGGAACGGUGUGAGCUUCCGCUGCUAGUAGAAUCCGUGACAACGCCGUUAUCCCUCCUGUUUUAUGCUUUUAUAUUUUUUAAUGUCCUCUUGUCUUACUUGCCUCAAGCCGUAUUUUAUUUGCACGUGGUGAAGUGGUUUUUAAUGGUUCACCUGUCUGCCUGAAGUGAACCAUGCUAUUCGGUCGUGCAAUGUUCAUAUCGAGAUGUGCGAUUUUGCCGGCGUUGUGUCUGGUUAUUCCCUUUUCAUCGCAUCCGGCUUCUGUUUUUUUUUACUUCAUCUGCUUCGGUUAUCUGAGUACUUUUAGAUUUUUAAA